Danio aesculapii is the source of this 1746-nucleotide messenger RNA. RefSeq names its product zwilling (gene zwi). The record is from RefSeq and is a predicted model, not a curated record. The transcript has a single exon. Bases 235 to 483 code for a protein of 82 amino acids. NCBI's taxonomy places the organism in Eukaryota, Metazoa, Chordata, Actinopteri, Cypriniformes, Danionidae.
ACCAUAGUGAGCGAAUCUCCCUUGUAUCCCAACACUCAUGCUCACUUUCUCCACCCACCCACUUUCUGAAAUAGUGGUGUGAUCUAUUUAGGGCAGUCCCGAUACAGUGUACAGUUUUCGCCCAGCACAGUCAACCUGCAGGGCACUGGAAUGCAAAGACUUUAGCCCACACAAAGGGGAGAGGAAACAGAGUGAGCACUGAGAGUCUGAAGACCUGACAACCUACAUGCCUCGAUGGGGAACACCAGUUUUACGGAAGGGAAGACUGCCCUGUCUGUGGGUGGCUCUUCAAUAGCCAGGGGAAAGACUUCCAUCACAAUGGGCAAGUCCUCCAUCACCCGUGGGGUCACCACUACCUCUAUGGGCGACUCUACCAUUACCAGAGGCAAAACCAUCAUCUCCCUGGGCAGAGCCAGCUUCAGCCGAGGCAAAACUACAACCUCCUUCCGUAAGGCCUUCAUGCCCAAGCGCAGGACCAAAUAGAUGGAAAAGAGAUCGGCAUACGCUGAAACAAAGAGCAAGACUUCAACGGCAAGGAAGAGAACUGAGAAGGAUGAGACAACAGAUUUAGAGAAAGAGGAAGACUCAAAAGCCUCAAAAGGAAAGGCUUCUCUUUUACUGAGAAAGACUUGCUUUACAAAAGGAAAAAUCAGACUGAUGAAAAGCAAAAAGGCCAUCUCAUGGGGGAAGACGCUUCUUUCGAGGAGCAAGACCAAACUGAGGAAGGGAGAAACUGCAUUUGUGGUGGGUACAACUACAAUCACUCAUGGGGAGACUACUAGUUCUUUGAGCAGGGCCACUUUAAGUCAAGGGGAGAAGUCUGUCACUGUAGUUAAGACUUCCCUCAAAAGAGGCAAAGAAAAGCAAUGGAAUCUCUACUGGGAUUUUCAUCUAUGACUUAGAGACACAAAUGUAACAGCAAACAGUAUACGUACAGUGUAUGUGUAUAUUUCCAGAAAGACUGACUUUGAAGUAGAGGGUUCAAGAAGGUUGGAUGUCUUGUGAGAUGCAAGUGUUUGCCAGCUUGCCCUAGAAUGGCACACAAAUGCAUUCUAAAGGGCAAAACGAAGUGUAUGUGUACUAUAAAUUAGCUUGGAAUAAGAAUGAUGUCUUUGUCUCUGAAGGAGAAUGCAGUUGAUUUGAAGAUAAAGACUUGUACAAGAAAAUAUGUUUAUAUAUCAGAUGCCAAUCUGGUGUACAUGAAGAGAACAUGCAUGCAUGCGUGAGGGUGUGCACUGCCUCAAUUGAAAAGGCUCUUAUUGUUCACAUGCAGAAGGGUUUGAGUUGGAUGAUCCAGAUCUGGGAUUCUGUUUUGCAAGUGGAAUUUUGUUAAUCAGUUAAACAAAACUAACCAAGUCAUAGUAAAAUGUUUAUGAAAUUAAUUGAAAUUAAAAUGUGCCUUGUUAACGGAUCUCUUAAUCUUGCAUUAAAUGUAAAAAAUAUCAAGCAGUAUAACAGUGAAUUAAGUCAGAAUUGUCAAUAAAUAGACCUUUAAAAUGGUUCAACAUUCUAUGUGUUUCUCUUUAACAUAUCAGGGGGUUCUUAAGCAGGGCACACACUCACCAGAAAGUAUGAUAUGAUCCCAGUCGUAUCUUGUGUUAAAGCCACAGCACACUGUGCUGCUAUUCUUAUGUCAGACUGCACAAUCAUAGCCAAGACAUUCAGGCAUAACUAAAUUGACUACACAUUUUGGGGAUCUGACAUAUGAAACACAGGAAAGUGGACUACAUCCUUGUGUUUCAGCCU